GGCGUUUCUGCUGCUGUGAGAGAGAGUGUGUGCAACCAACAAUCUCCGUCAUCAUUCGUGAGCACUGCUUGCUGCACGGCUGCAUUUCUCCUGCACUCCCUCUGUUGUCUGCUCGCUGCUGUUUCUCUGUCUGUCUGUCUGUUUCUCUGCUGUGCCUCGCUCCCUCUCAGCCAAGAUGAUGCAGUGCCUGCGCACCACCACCCGCCGUGCCUUUGGCAGCGUUCGUGCUGCCAGCCGCCUCAAGCACACGCUGCCCGACCUCCAGUAUGACUACGGAGAGCUUGAGCCCGUCAUCUCCGCCGAGAUUAUGCAGCUCCACCACGCCAAGCACCACCAGACCUACGUCAACAACCUGAACGUUGCCGAGGAGCAGUAUGGCGAGGCCGUGCACAAGGGCGACCUCUCCAAGGCCAUUGCCCUGCAGAGCGCCAUCAAGUUCAACGGCGGCGGUCACAUCAACCACUCCAUCUUCUGGACCAACCUGGCCCCUCAGCGCCUCGGCGGCGGUGAACCCCCAUCCGGCGAGCUCAUGAAGGAGAUUGAGAAGACCUUCGGCUCCUUUGAGUCUUUCAAGGAGAAGCUCAACACCUCCACGGCAGCUGUCCAGGGCUCCGGCUGGGGCUGGCUGGGCUACAACAAGACGCGCAAGACGCUUGAGAUUGCCACGUGCCCCAACCAAGACCCACUCGAGGCCACGACAGGUCUGGUGCCGCUGCUCGGCAUUGACGUGUGGGAGCACGCCUACUACCUCCAGUACAAGAACGUCCGCCCCGACUACCUCAAGGCCAUUUGGGAGGUUGUCAACUGGAAGAACGUGGUCGAGCGCUACGAGGCCGCCAAGUCCGCUUGAAUGCCCUCGCUCGCAAAGGCAGCCAUCAUCCAUGCGUGAUGUGCAUGCAAGCCAACUCCCUCCACUGUUCCAAACACAACACACACACACACACACACACACACACACACACACACACACACAUGCACACAUGGCUCUCAAAGUAAACCAAUCCCCAACUCUGAA
Salpingoeca rosetta is the source of this 1015-nucleotide messenger RNA. RefSeq names its product superoxide dismutase 2. The coding region runs from base 176 to 850 and encodes 224 amino acids. Gene Ontology annotation, molecular function: metal ion binding; superoxide dismutase activity. The record is from RefSeq and is a predicted model, not a curated record. Gene Ontology annotation, biological process: superoxide metabolic process. NCBI's taxonomy places the organism in Eukaryota, Choanoflagellata, Craspedida, Salpingoecidae. The transcript has 7 exons. Gene Ontology annotation, cellular component: mitochondrion.